UCAGGGAUUAUGACAGUCAAAGAAAAUGAUAUUCAGCCUUAUGAUUUGAAGAAAAUUCAACAGCUUAGAGAACUUGUGAAGGAUGAUAUUUCGGAGUAUUACAACACGGAUUUCAAUAUUCUACGAUGGCUACAAGGACACAACACCCUGCCCAUCGAAGAAAUCGCCAGAAAAAUGAAGUUCCACCUGAAUCUUCGUGCGGCAUGGAAUUUGGAUGAGCUUCACAAAAAGGAAAGAAAUCACCCGAUACACAAACAUUGGAAGUAUGGAAUCACGGGUCCAUCGGGACAUAUGGACAAUGUUAUUGUUAAUAUUGAACAGUGCGGAAAAACCGACUAUACAGGAAUGAUGGAAACAUAUUCAAUUUUGGAAGUGAUGAGAGCACGCAUGGUGGACCUCGAGCAAAUGUUGCAUCAUGUUAUGGAGCUUGAAGCAAAAACCGGAAAGCAGGCUUGGAUUCUAUACGUCAUGGAUAUCACUGGUCUACAAUAUAACAAGAAGCUGUAUGAUUUGGUGACUGGUUCCAUGAAAUCAUUGGCUGAUUUCAUGGCCGACCAUUAUGUCGAAAUGAUUAAGUAUUUCGUUCCCGUGUGUGUACCAAGUUUUGCAACUGCGUUGUACGUUGUUGUACGUCCACUGUUACCCGAGAAGACACGAGAAAAGGUUCGAUUGAUCGGUGAGACCAACUGGCGAGACGACGUUCUACAGUAUGCGAUUCAUUCAUCUCUGCCUUCGAUUUGGAACAACGAGAAUCACACUUUUGGCGGUUUCAUUGAAUUGCCAAUCGGUUACCCAACGGAUGGAUAUUAUUCGGCCAAGAAUCAUAGUGUCGUAAAAAAUGCUCAAACAGUCAACGUACCCUAUGGAAAAAUUCAUGUUGUCACAAAAUUCAUCAAGGCUGGAAGAAAACUCAGAUGGUGGGUGCGAGGAAAUCGGAAUUUCGGACUCGGAGUUUUUCACAGUGAUGAGGAACAAGUCGCCGACUUUUUCAUAGCAAAGCAAGUGUCUCCUUGUUUUCCAUGGAUGCCAGGACCGACUCUUGUUCCGAUGGAAGACGAGGUCAUUGUAAAAAAGGACGCCUAUUACCAUGUGUGGGUUAGUAAUGAGAAGUCGUGGUGGAGAACGUUAGAAGUUCAGAUACUUGUCGAAACCGAAUAACAACUACAUUCUAUUCUUCGUAGUCUUUGUCGAAUAGUGAUUUGAUUUUUGUGUGUUUCUGUAAAUAAUAUUUUACAUUCAUAUAUUUAUCCAUUCAUCCCACUCAAAUAAAUUGCGAGAAUUGUAAACUAGAAAUCAAUCGUAAAUAAAAAGAAAUGUAGGCAUGUAUGUACAAAAUACAAAAAAUUGUUGA
Molecule: messenger RNA, 1351 nt
Organism: Caenorhabditis elegans
Lineage: Eukaryota; Metazoa; Nematoda; Chromadorea; Rhabditida; Rhabditidae
Gene: R03A10.5
Product: CRAL-TRIO domain-containing protein
Exons: 8
Coding region: 10-1158 (382 amino acids)
Source: RefSeq, marked reviewed